This is a messenger RNA of Mauremys reevesii (Reeves's turtle), 1449 nucleotides long. It is a transcript of the gene TTC33, whose product is annotated as tetratricopeptide repeat domain 33. Bases 345 to 1169 code for a protein of 274 amino acids. Lineage: Eukaryota; Metazoa; Chordata; Testudines; Geoemydidae. The transcript is spliced from 6 exons. Gene Ontology annotation, molecular function: protein binding. The record is from RefSeq and is a predicted model, not a curated record.
GGGCGGGGCCAAGCCGCCCCGCCCUCUUUCCCCGGGGCUGGGUGAACCAGCGGACAGGCCCAGGAAGAACAACUUCCGCUUCCCCCCAGGCGGAAGCUGUUUCCGCUUCCGUGCUGGGCGGGUUCAAAGGUCGUGCGUUUCGAGGUGGCGGAAGAGCAAUAGCCGGAGAAGGGGCCAGCAUCUUCUGGACGUUCUUCCUUCCACAACUGCACCAACAUCUCCCCGCACCCACCUUCCUCCCGCUGCUGUUCCUUGCUGAAUGAGAAGAGACCUUCAGCCUGCCCCAAUGGUCAAAAAAUUAAAGCCCCUCACAGAGAACAUCUUGCUGAUAAUGUGGUAGCAGUAUGCAGAGAGAAAAGUGCUCCCAAUUUUUUAGAAUGGCUUCCUUUGGGUGGAAGAGGAAGAUUGGGGAGAAGGUUUCGAAGGCCACUUCCCAACAAUUUGAAGCUGAAGCUGCUGAUGACAAAGGUCUGGUUGAUAAUGAUGAUGAUGUUGACUGGCUCCAUGCCACUAAGAGAAGAAAGGAGAUUCUGUUGGAAGACUGCAUGGAGAAAAGUAAACAGCUGAAAGAUGAAGGUGCACGUUUGGCUGAAAAUAGGAGGUACUGGGAAGCUGUUCACAAAUGGGAUGAAGCACUUCAGUUAACUCCAGAAGAUGCUACACUUUAUGAGAUGAAAUCACAGGUCUUGAUGGCUCUACAUGAGAUGUUCCCAGCAGUGCAUGCAGCAGAAAUGGCCAUCCAGAGAAAUCCACAUUCUUGGGAGGCAUGGCAGACUUUGGGACGUGCUCAGCUUGGAUUAGGAGAAAUAGGACUGGCAAUUCGCAGCUUUCAGGUGGCCUUGCACAUCUAUCCAGUGAGCCCUGAACUAUGGAAGGAAGACCUUACCUGGGCAAGAAAGCUGCAUGAACAGCAAAAGAAAGCCACAAAGACUAAGGCGAUGCAAGCUGAGGCAAAAGAAGCAGAUGUUGCCCAUGAAUCAAUCCCAGACUAUGACUUUGAAAGUGAUGAGAUUGUGGCAGUUUGCGCAGCUAUCGCGGAGAAGGAGAAAACUGUUUCAGCAACUAAAACAGUAGUGAUUGUGUCUGCUUCAGGCACAGUAGAGACCAUAACUGAGAAGGAGGAAUGUUCUACAACCCCCGAUGAUGCCGUUUUUAUCAGAGCCCGAUAGUGCAGCAUAAUCUUUUGCUGGUAUUCUUUUGAAAGCUAAUGUUAUUUAUCAAGUGUUGGAAGAAUUUUUUUUAGCAGCAGUGGAACAGGGUAAAAUAGAAUGGGUCAUUAUUUCUGAAGUAGAUUUUUCAGAGGAAAAGUGUUUUAAAGACAAUGUGAAAAAACAACAGAUAAGCGAAAACCUGAAUUCCUGCUGCAUCCAUACUAUCAACUAGGCGUUGAUAUUAAAACCCAUAUUUUAAGACUUCACAAAUAUAAUUUGAAAACACAAAUUAUAUUAC